UGCACGCAGACGUUGUCCCGACAAACGCCGUUACAUUUGUAGUUUUGAAUUUAAAAAAGGUCCUAACAGCUAUUAAACGCGUGUUUAGCUGCUGGCAUCCUAAAAAUCCCGUGGGAUUUGUAAACGAAUUAGAUAUGAAUAUUCUUUCAGGGUUACGAACUUGUACGUUAUCUUAUAAGAAGUGAUUCCGGUUCAGUGGGAAGGUUUGAACGGUUCUCUGGAAAGUGACCAUUGUUGUAAUCAGGUCGAGGCUGUUAUCAUUUCCACUUGCGGACUCUUAUAGUUUUUUACCGGUUUACAGCUGAACACAGGGCAAGCUUUUAAGAGUGUCAUGAAAGAAAUGUCAAGCACCAUGCCUGGUGGGCAGCAGCCUCAGAAACACUAUGGCAUCACCUCUGCCAUUAGCCUUGCACCUCCACGAGAAAUAGACCACCAGUACACCAAGAAACUCUGUGAUGCUAUGAAACCUUUUGGGGUAUUUGAAGACGAAGAGGAAUUGAAUCAUAGACUUGCAGUUCUCGGGAAGUUGAAUAACUUUGUUAAAGAAUGGAUUGCAGAGAUCAGUGAAUUAAAGAAUCUACCACCAUCAGCUAUUAGCUGUGUUGGGGGCAAGAUAUUUACAUUUGGUUCGUACCGCCUUGGGGUGCACACAAAAGGAGCUGAUAUUGAUGCCUUAUGUGUGGCUCCACGUCAUGUAGAGAGAAGUGACUUUUUCCAGUCUUUCUUUGAGAAAUUGAAACAGCAUGAAGAGAUCAAAGACUUGAGGGCUGUUGAGGAUGCUUUUGUACCUGUGAUAAAAUUCAAAUUUGAUGGAAUAGAGAUUGACCUGCUUUUUGCCAGACUGGCCUUACAAUCCAUUCCAGACAACCUGGACCUGAGGGGAGACUCCAUCCUGAGAAACUUGGACAUUCGGUGUAUCCGCAGCCUUAAUGGCUGUCGAGUGACUGAUGAAAUUUUGUACCUGGUGCCAAACAAAGAAAACUUCAGGUUGACACUGAGAGCCAUCAAACUGUGGGCAAAACGUCGUGGGAUCUACUCCAACAUGCUGGGGUUUCUGGGUGGAGUGUCAUGGGCCAUGCUGGUGGCCAGGACCUGUCAGCUCUACCCAAACGCUGUAGCUGCCACACUCGUCCACAAGUUCUUCUUGGUUUUCUCUAAAUGGGAGUGGCCAAAUCCUGUGUUACUGAAACAGCCUGAGGACAGUAAUCUGAAUUUACCCGUGUGGGAUCCUAGAGUGAACCCGUCUGACAGAUACCACUUGAUGCCCAUCAUCACACCUGCCUAUCCCCAGCAGAACUCCACCUACAACGUCUCCACAUCAACACGCACAAUCAUGAGCGAAGAGUUCAAAUAUGGGCUCAGCGUCACAGAUGAGAUUCUUCAGGGAAAAGCAGAAUGGUCCAAACUCUUUGAGCCGCCCAGCUUUUUCCAAAAGUACAAGCAUUAUAUAGUUUUGACUGCCAGUGCGUCCACAGAAGAAAACCACUUGGAAUGGAUCGGUCUGGUGGAGUCAAAGAUCCGCGUUCUUGUGGGAAACCUGGAAAGGAACGAGUACAUCACCCUGGCUCAUGUCAACCCCCAGUCCUUCCCCGGGUCCAAAGAGAACCGGAACGAGAACGACUUUGUGUCCAUGUGGUUCAUUGGGAUUAUCUUCAAAAAAGUGGAGAAUGCAGAGAGUGUGAACAUUGACCUGACAUAUGACAUCCAGUCCUUCACAGACACUGUGUACAGACAAGCCAACAACAUCAACAUGCUGAAGGAUGGGAUGAAGAUUGAAGCAACACAUGUAAAGAAGAAACAGCUCCAUCAGUAUCUUCCUCCUGAACUGGUGCAAAAGAAGAAGAGGAGCAUAGCAGAGUUGAACCGUAGCUCUAAUGGCGGAAGCUCUAAGCGGAUCUCUCUGGACAGCAGUCAUCUGGACAGCUCCAGAGACACAGACUCGGGGACUCCCUUCAGCUCCCCAGCCAACAAACCCUCCAAGCCUGCAUCUGACACAGAUGAUGGUGCCAGCCCUCCAAAGCAGCUCUUUGUGGAAGGCUCCCCAUCACCCAGUGCGGCACCAGCUGCUAAAGACCAAGGCAUGUCUAUCCCUGUCAUUGGCUCAAAGCUUCCAGUUAAAGUUAAGCCUCCUUCCCCACCAGCCAGCAGCUCCGUCACCCCAGUGCUGAGCAGCAGUGUUAAGCCCAAUGCCACCAGCAGCCCCAGAGAGGAGCCCAACGGCCUGGAGGACUCUGUCAAUGGAGCUCCCACCAAGAGACCACACUCACCUACACAAGAGGACCUGGCCAAGAGGCUCAAAGAUACAGAGGUGGUGUCCAACGAUGACUCUAUAUUUAAAGAGCCAUAUCCACCAUCCUCUGACUCCUUACCGCCUGGAGAAGGACCUAAUAUUACCCCUAUUUCUGGAUCAAAGGCUAAGCCCAUUCCAACCAUUGAUACCUCAAGAACACAGAGACUUCCCAGCAUGGAGCUGCCAGACGCCUCCUCGCCUCUCCCAGCCAGCAACAGUUGUCGUGUUGUGAAGAAUUCAAUUAAACUGGCCCUCAAUCGCCACAACAUCACACCUCCCAAGCCCCCAGUAUUUGAGGGGACCCUCACCACUGACACUCCUCCUGCCAGCGAAGAGAAGGGCAUGUCCAUUCCUGUCAUUGGCUCAAAACAUGUGGCAUCCAAACACGUGGCGCCUCCCGUCGGCAGCUCCAUCCCCACAUUAGUGAGCAGAGGAGCCGACCCACUGAACGGAGCAGCCUCCAAGAGACCCCACUCCCCCUCUCUGGAAGAGCAGGCCAAGAGGCUGAAAGAAACAGAGAAGGCCAGAAUCCACAUAGCUUGAACACACGAAUGAUAGACUGGAUUCAUCCACACAGAGGUGGGGGCUUUACAUUUAAGUCAAACACCGAGACGAUGACUUCACACGGGGACAGGGAGUGUGUUCAGUCUCAAGAGUGAAGCAGCAGGACGGACGCCUCAACUCAAAUCUUCAGAGAUUCCAGAUUUGCCAGUGGAUAGGUGAUUUGGUCAAUGUUGUCUGCGCCCUCUGGCACACUCACAACCAGAGGGCAUUUAACACAACUUUAUGGAGAUAUCUGACAUGAGAACUAAAGCAACAGUUUUUUUACUCAUCUUGUCCCUCAGUGUUUGAAAAUGCACACAGCAAUGAUGGAAAAUGAGCUGUUCUUCUUUUCAUUUUCCCUUUUUUCUUUUCCAGUUAACAUGUUUUAAAACAGCCCAAAACGUUUAUCGACGCUUGCUACACACACUUCUGGUGUAUGCUGAUUUUCUUUUCUUUUUUUUUUUUCUUUUUUUUUCUCUCUUUUCUCCCAAACAGAAACCUGUACAGUAAAUGUUGAUGUACAUAACUUUUUUGUCUUAAAAAAAGAAGCAAAAGAUCACUGUUAAAGUCUUUUGACCAUUCUAUUGUAGUUUUAUCUAAAAAGAAAAAAAAAUGUUUAAAAAAUUGUAAUUUCUUGUUUUUCUCUACUGCUUGUCCAACAAAUGUGUCUCCAGCCCUGGAUAUCUUUUGUAAACAUUGUAUAGGUUUGGAUACUUGCAGGGAGGAUUUAUUGAGGGUUUGCUUAUGACGGAAAUCACAACCACAACUCUUUGGGCCACCAUGACUACCCAAAGAGGACUCCAGGGUAGUAUCGGACCUGCAGUGUGUAGGCGAUCGUAGACGCCCGGUGACAUCAGUGCUUCUCAGGUGCCAGUAAGAGCAAGAAAAUCAACCUCACAACAACAGGAAACGUCAAGCAUUUUCUGGAAGUGAUGAAAUGGGUCUGAAGCUUUUCAGUCAUUGUUUAGCUCUUUUGAAGGAUUAGUUCAAAAACAUUGGAAGAACCAUAUCAAGAUGCUACGCUAAUCCUUCUGUUCAGUAGCUUCAGUGUCUCUGUGUCACGCCAACCGUUCGUCUUGGAUUAAAAGAAAAGGUUGAUGAGUUUUCUGCUUACUUUUCAUAGUGUGUUUAAGCCCGAUGUCGGAUAAGUGUGGUUGACACAAAAAAGUGAGUGUGACAGGUCACAAGAAAGCUGUCGCAAGUAAGUGUUUAAACAUUGGUUUUGUGUAUGUACCUGUGAUUGACAGAUUGUCUGACACCUAAAAACUAUCCUCUAAUCCAUCAGGAAAGCUAAAUAACAGGAUACUGUUUGACCCCCCCACCACCACCACCACCACCACUUCAACGUGGUCUGUUUGCUAGUGAGGCUCGAUCCUGACGAAGCGAAGUCCUGGCUGUUUUCGUGUUCAGUGUCCAUGAAAGAGUUUGUGGUGCUUUUGUGAAAAAUGGUUCGAAGCUUUUUGACGAGUUGUGCUGGUUUGUGUGUGUAUGCAUGCGUAUGUGGUUGACUGUGUGUGAGCGUGCAUGCAUAGAUGGUUUAUGUGCUGGAGAGAGAUGGAAUUCCCUUCGUUUUGGGUGUUUAACCCUCUGCGCCUCCUGUGGAGGUUCUUAAAAGGCAUCUCCUAGGGCCACGGGUGGGGGGUCGGGAGACAACUUUUUCCUGCCUUUGGCCCCAGCCCUCCAUCUUUAUGAUCUGAAGCUGGGUUUCUUUGUGUUGGUCUUCAGCACAGAGGUUCUAUGUAUACAACAAAGUGUAAAGUGAUGCUAGAGAAGCGCCCUCUUCAUCGGAGCAGGUAGAGAGUUGGGACACAGGCUCUUUUUCCAGCAUCAGUUUCCCCAACUAUAUGUACAGAGAACAUUUUUUUCAAAAGGCAUAUUCUUCAUUAUUGGGGGUUUUCUUAUCACUUUAUUUAUAUUUGCAUAUUUGUACCAUGUGAUCUUUUUUUUAAUAGCAUUCAUAGCAGGUAGGUCUUUUUUGAAUGAAAUCUGCACCACUCUGUUUCAGACAACUCAUGUUUUGCUGUUCAGAAACAUUUAACAAAACAGGUCAUUUAGAUGUUUGUUUCUAAAAUGUAUUGAAAGGGUAUUUUUGUAUGUGUUUAUCACUUCCUUUAAAUGAAUCUGUACACCAAUUAAACCCCUAAAAACUA
Seriola dumerili (greater amberjack) is the source of this 4983-nucleotide messenger RNA. It is a transcript of the gene papolg, whose product is annotated as poly(A) polymerase gamma. The coding region runs from base 332 to 2833 and encodes 833 amino acids. NCBI's taxonomy places the organism in Eukaryota, Metazoa, Chordata, Actinopteri, Carangiformes, Carangidae. Gene Ontology annotation, cellular component: nucleus. Gene Ontology annotation, molecular function: RNA binding; poly(A) RNA polymerase activity. The transcript has 24 exons. The record is from RefSeq and is a predicted model, not a curated record.